AUGGGCAGCGUGAUAAUGGUCUACAUUCCCUACACUACAACCAGCUAUCCUGGCAUUCAAAAUGUUGACAUUGAGAUGUUGUCAAUGUUGCCCGAACAAGAUCUCAGACCCAUAUUACCAUGCCUGGUCAGGAUGUCUCUAUGUUCUCCUUUGGACAAUAGUUCGGCAUGGACUGCUAAACGAAAAUUAAUUUUAAAGUGCUUAUCUGGUAUUGAGAUAGUAAAUAAUUUGGUAAGUUUGUUGUCAAUUGAUUUUCAUGAUCUAGAAAUUGCCACUAAAGACCGUCAGUUAAAACUUGGUAACAGUUCAAGAGAGUCAUUGGUGAAUGGUCAGGUAAAUCAAGGAUUAGCUUUAGAAUUUGAAAGGUCGGAAGCUCCGAGAAAGUUGAGGUUUUUACUGUCAGAAAUGUUGUCCAUAACUGCCCAAGUGGCAGAUCAAAAUGACAAAUUUUUAGAAAAAUCUUCAGAACUAUUUGAAACAGAAAUUUAUUUAGAUGAAGUGUCUGAUGUUCUUUGUAUUACACAAGCAGAGCUUCCUCACUUGUUGCCUAUGUUGCAAGUUGCUGAAGCAUUACUGCAUGUAAAAAAUGGAUCGUGGUUGUUAUGCCGACUGGUAGCCAACACUCCUGAAUCAUUCUUGGAUGUUUGUAGACAUCUGGUGUCACUUGGACCUAGACAAGAUUUUGAUUCAGUGGAAAGCCAAAGAAGAUGUGAUGCACUGUUAGCUCUUUGCGAUAUCUGUCCAUCCCAUAUGCUCACAGUCAGAUCUAUGUGUCUGGAAAAUUGUAAGUUGCCUGAUUUAGCUCUACAGUUAACACUGAACUACAAUGAAGAACAUUGGGUGGAAGAUAGUUUACAAAAUAUCCUAACAUUUAUGUGUGGAAUCUUGCUCGAUAGUGAUUUGAGUAGCAGAAGUUGGUUUUCUCAAUACAUCAGGCUGUGUGACAAAAAGAAAGAUUUUCAUUCAGCUGUUUCUGUCAUGCGUGAAAAGUUAUUAAACGAAAUGUGCAUUAGUUUGCUAUCAGCACAUGAAUUGACUACUGAUGACAUGCUUGUCAAAGCUUGCUCAAUUAUUAGACUAUACAGUACUUUGAAAUGUGUUGCAGGAUUGAAAUUUUCCGAAAAGGAAAACAGCACAUUGUUGAAACUGGUACUUAAAAAAUCUCCAACAAGUAAAUCUGGCAUGAGAUUCAUAUCACUUGGCCUGUGUAUGUUGUUGGCAUGCCCACAUUUGCUGGUGACUGAUGAAGAAGAAAAGAAUGUCAUAUCAUGGUUGAAGUGGCUCCUUGAUAUAAGUGACGAUUAUGAAAUUUUAUAUGAUGGGGAAUCUUCAUUUGGAGAGAUGUUGCUUCUGUUGGCUAUUCAUUUUCACAGUGGCCAGAAUAAUGCCAUUUCAGAGCUAGUUAGUGCCACAUUAGGUAUAAAAUGCCCCACCAAGGCAAGUGCACUCAUGCGACUGAAAUCCAUUUUCACUGUUAAAGUUUUUAAUGAACAGGUUGUAGCUGCUCAUGCUAUAAAAGUUCAGGUUACUAAAAACCUCAGUCGCAACAUCAAAGGUUUCCUCCCCAUCCACUGUAUUUAUCAAUUAUUAAAAAGUCGAACAUUCUCCAAAUAUAAAAUAUCAAUUAAAGACUGGAUAAGUAAGCAAAUGAGGGAAUGCAAAUUUCCUAUCCAUCCUAUAUUAAGACUGUUGAUCGAUGCCUACGUCAACUCAAUAUUGCUACCCAGCACAAAAUCUGAUAGAUCUAACGAGCCAAUUUCAGAAACAAAUCUUGCAAACGUUUUUCAAAAAGAUAGUUAUUCUUUGCCUGUUAAAUUGGUACAUUUGUAUUACGUUAUGUUCUACCAAGAUGUUCUUAUGACUAACAUGAACACAUUGCAAUCAUCUAACAGACCAUUUGUUAGUUAUUCAUCUUCAUUCGUCAACAACAUACCUGUCAAAUUUCUUAUGCAAUCUGCCCAAACAAAAAGUUCUCAAAUGGCAGGCAUGUUUUCAAAUUUGUUGGGGUUGGUAGCCAUCCAUCAACCACAUCUGUGCAACGCUUAUGACUGGUUGUGCUGUCAGGAUGUCGAUGAUUCUCUUACAACAAAUUUCAAGUUGGAUAAAACAUCUAAAAUUGUCAUCAGUCCGGAAUCGUUGCAGAAUGCACUCAAGCUUCUCCCAUUUAAUUACAGCCAAUGUUGCUUGAUUCUCGAAGAAUUGUCAACAUAUCAGGCUGCAGAACUAAUAAACUACAAAGAAAUUUUCAUUAACGAUUUGUUGUUAUUUCUUGAUGACUGCACCCCAAGAAGAUGUCAAGAUUUAAUUUUAAUCAUCUGGAACACACUAAAUUCAUAUUGUCCUGAUUUAAAAACGUUGACAGUGAAUGCUUUGAGUUACAAAACAGAUAACCUUGGUACUAGUUAUUAUAAAGAGGAAGAUUUAGUUACAGACCCAUUAAUUGUUCUUCGUUGUGACACUCGAGUUUUCAGAUGUCCACCUCUCAUGGAAGUUCUUCUACUGAUAUUAAAUUGUUUUUUGCACAUGUCAAAAACAUUUCUAAGUAAUCAUAUAUUUGGCACUCCAGUUUUGGACAGUAACAAAGUCACUGGUGCAAGCGACAGAGAAGAACUUCGAGUGGCUUUAGUAGCUGCUCAAGAAAGUGCUGCUCUUCAGAUUUUGCUAGAAAGUUGUCUGCCGCUCUCUGUUGAUCAAGAAAAAAAUGAACUGCUAUUAUCAAAUAAAAGAGAAGUUCAGUGCUUAGUAUGCUCCCAUAUACAUCAAAAAUUCAUUUCGGAUCCUAGUUUAGCUAAGCUGAUACAUUUCCAAGGUUACCCUUUGCAACUGAUUCCCAUAACUGUUGCUGGUAUAUCUUCAAUGCACAUAUGCCUUGAUUUCCUUCCUGAACUGAUAGCACAACCUCAACACAACAAGCAGUGCUUUGCGAUAAAACUGGUGUCUUAUCUUAGUCUCCAAUAUCCGGUACCCAAAUCUCUAUCUGUAGCAAGAUUGUGUGUAAAUGUUAUGAAAACUUUGUUGUCCGUAUUAACGAGUGAGCAGAGGCCUGCUUUUUACGUCAGCACUCUUCCUGACUUGGUUCGGUUUUGUACUGCAUUUCCUGUUAUUACUGAUGACACUCUGCAUUUUCUCAAUCAACUCGGAGCAAUAGUAAGAUCGGAAAUAGCGGUCAAAUUUGACAGUUUGAAUUCGAUGAUGAUUCUUUCUAAUGACGGUUGUGAGGAUUUCGAUGAACAUUCAACAUACACGAACAAUUUAGAUUCUGCGCCUGUUAACGAUGUUAUGUUAUAUAAACGCAUUUUAAAAACAUUUGACGAAGUCGUUGGUGCAACAAAUCUACUCAAAUCAAAGCUGAAAACAUGA
This is a messenger RNA of Helobdella robusta, 3360 nucleotides long. RefSeq lists its product as hypothetical. The transcript has 3 exons. Lineage: Eukaryota; Metazoa; Annelida; Clitellata; Rhynchobdellida; Glossiphoniidae. Gene Ontology annotation, cellular component: integrator complex. Bases 1 to 3360 code for a protein of 1119 amino acids. The record is from RefSeq and is a predicted model, not a curated record. Gene Ontology annotation, biological process: snRNA 3'-end processing.